AUGCUUGAUCCACCCCUGGAUCCCUACGAUCCUGAUAGUCCUGCCCUAACAGAGCGAGAUUGGCAAUAUAUUCAGGACUUUCAUAACGCCCUGAAGCCAGACAAGAUCGAGGGCGAUGGGACACUGGUUUUCCUCCGUCAACACCAUCCUGGCUACAGAGACAUCGAGAUCCGCACUAUCAACCUGAAUACUUCGCCUGAGGAUGUACCUGUUGACCAUCGCCUUCUGGUUCAGGAGCUUGAGGCGGAGACAGAGCAGGAUCUUGACAAUCAGGACGUUCCAGAUGUUGCAGACGAGGACGAAGGGGUGGACACAUCUAUUGUUCCUGAUCUCGCUGCCACUGAGGCCGAGAUUCAAAGACUGCAGGAUAUCAAGCUUCGACCGUUCGCAAAGCCUCUAGUUCUGAACUACUAUCCUCGCUAUAAGCAGGAGGCAAACCCGGAGGACUAUGCCAUGCUGAAGGUAUUGCUUCAUGUCCCAUUGUGCGAUAUUAAUGAAUUACGGAGGCUAGACAUCGAUGAUGGCUUUGAGACCUUUACUAAGGGCUGGGAUUACUGGAAUUCAACCCGUGUCAGAACUCUCCGCCUUGAUUUCAUGGGGGAACUUCCUCCGGAGCCUGAGGACGAUGGUCUCGAGGAUCUGAAUGUUGAUGAUAAUGCGAAUGUUGAAGGGUCCUGGGAAGAGCUUGCAAAGCAACUCCCCCAUCGAGAUAAUGGUUCGAAGAUUAACAAUCCUGCCAAUCUCGUAGUCCAUUCGUGUGCGGAUCCAGACGCCCUGGAGGCUAAGCAGAGACAGCCUUAUGACCAUUUCGUCACCCACUAUCAGCUUGAACUUGCUGGGCUCCAAAACAAACAGCUCCUGAUCAAUCCCGAUGAAGAGACGGCGAGAUGCCAUGGAAAGGCCAGUCCAAUUGCGCGUGUGGCACUUGCUGGCGUCGCCGCCCACGCGAUCAGUGGACGAACACCGCAUGCACAGUUUAAGUUGCCUGUCCAGUUUGUCAAGGGAUUCGAUGCGCUCAGCAUCCAAAACCUGACGGCGUUACAAAACGGCGAACUCAGCCAUCGAUUGAAAGAGAUCUUCGAGGACAAGAGCAAUACGAAAUUUGGCGGAAUGAACAUCGUGAUUGCGGGCGAUUUCUGGCAACUCCCUGCCGCUCGAACACAGUUUCGGAUCACGACUGCUUGCGCCAUCACAGUUCACAAGGCGCAGGACAUCACAAACAGGCUUAGCAUUCGUAUGGCACGUGAUGAGCUCCGAGAGACGGUCGGCGAAAACCACAUCUUUGGCACCUUUACUCCACCGCGAUAA
Messenger RNA from Fonsecaea monophora, 1308 nucleotides. Its product is annotated as cyclohexanone monooxygenase, variant 2. The record is from RefSeq and is a predicted model, not a curated record. The coding region runs from base 1 to 1308 and encodes 435 amino acids. The transcript has 7 exons. Lineage: Eukaryota; Fungi; Ascomycota; Eurotiomycetes; Chaetothyriales; Herpotrichiellaceae.